AUGGUGAGUUGGAAAAUCUGGACCGUCCGAAAUGAUAUUGUGUGGAAUGGAAAAACUUCUUCUGCUUUAGAAGUGGUGCGAUCAACUAGAACAACUCUUGACCAAUGGAUUAGUGCUCAAUCACAAAAAAUGGGAGCAUUGUUAUUAGAUGAUAUUAAUAAUGUUAGAGAGCACUCAAAGAAACCAAUGUUACAUAUGGUUAAGGUUAAUGUUGAUGGCGCUAUCUUUCAACCAGAGAACAAGUUUGGUUAUGGUUGUGUGGCCCGAGAUUCAAAUGGUCAUCUUAUUGAAGCUAUUUCGGGAAGCCGUUUUGGUUUGAUGCAACCUGAAGUAGCGGAGAUUAGGGCUUGUGACACUUAA
Messenger RNA from Cannabis sativa, 360 nucleotides. RefSeq lists its product as uncharacterized. Lineage: Eukaryota; Viridiplantae; Streptophyta; Magnoliopsida; Rosales; Cannabaceae. The transcript has 2 exons. The record is from RefSeq and is a predicted model, not a curated record. Bases 1 to 360 code for a protein of 119 amino acids.